GUGUAUUUUUUUGCUGGAACUAUUUUGUGCGUAGUGAAAAUAAAUGCGUAUGGAGAUGUGAUGAUUCGUGCUUGUCAUGGAUAUGCGCGCAGUGUUUCAGGUUAUGUUUAUAGUCAAAUCGGUCUUUAAAUAGUUCUGAAGAGAGUGAAACAUUAUUUCUUGAAAGGUGCGUGAAAACUUUUUUAUGGUGACUUUUUAAUCGAGAACUAAUUUAUUAGCAUUCUAAAUAUUGCUACAAGAGAAGAUUUCUAUGAUUCAACAGACGACAGUCUUAAAAAAGGAAGGUAAUUACAAUGUGAUGUUCAUCAAAAAGAAGUUCCAUACGGGUACUUGUUUUAUCUUUGCCCGUGGGCAAGAUAAGAAAUUGUGGUAUGGUUAAAUUUUUGGAUCUACUAAUCUGAGGUGGGAGACAUAAACAUCAAAAUUAAUGUUCUAGGUAAACAUUCUUGGCAGUAUUUAAUUUAUCAUUUAUAACCAAGAGACACGAUGGACGAGUCUUUGGAGCAUAACAAGCCAAACCCGGUUCUUACGGCGAAUCCAAUUUCAAAACUGUUUUUCUGGUGGAUGAACCCUCUGUUCAGGAAAGGCUAUGUAGGACAACUGGAGGCUGAGGACAUGUAUAAUGUGGUCGAGGAGGAUCAAUCAGGCAGACUUGGAGACCAGCUUGAAAAAGAAUGGGCAAAAGAGGUUGCCAAAGAACAAGCUGGUGGCGGUAAACCAAAUUUGCUAUAUGCACUGAUUCGGAUGUUUGGGCUUGAAUACAUCCUAUUUGGGCUAGUUCUUAUGUGUGAGGAGACAUCGAGAUUAGUCCAGCCCCUGUUGCUAGGAGGUCUAAUUCGCUAUUUCACCCCCGGGCCCGAAGUAACGAAGACCGAAAGCCUUCUGUACGCGGGUGGGGUGAGCCUGUGCACUCUAAUCCUUGCCAUCACACAUCACCCUUACUUUUUCGGCGUUCAGAGGAUCGGGAUGAAGAUAAGAAUUGCGUGUAGCUCUCUAUUGUAUAGGAAGGCUUUGCGGUUAAGUAAUGAGGGAUUGACUGGGACAACGACAGGCAAAAUUGUCAAUCUUGUUUCAAACGAUGUGAACAGAUUAAGUCAGCCUGUGUCAUUUCUACACUAUCUGUGGAUUGGUCCCCUGGAAGCGAUAGUUGUACUAGCAUUACUAUGGAGAGAGCUUGGCCCAUCCACAUUUGCUGGCUUUGCUGUCAUGUUGUUGUUGAUUCCUGUCCAGGUUUGGAUGGGAAAGUUGUUUUCAAGAUUCAGACAAAAAACAGCCGGAUACACCGAUGAACGUGUUGGGCUUAUGAAUGAAAUCAUUGCAGGAAUGCGUCUCAUAAAGAUGUAUUGCUGGGAAAAGCCGUUUGGUGAUCUUGUUAAGAAAGUUAGAAGAAACGAGGUGCAAGUACUUAGGAAGAUUUCAUAUUUAUCUUCCUCGUGGGAAACCGUGACAAUCAGUGGACGACAUCUGUUCGUAUUUGCUGUAGUUGUCUUGCUGGUAGCUUCAAGAGAACCUUUGCGUGCUAGAUCAUUAUUCGUCGUCAUUGCAUUAUUCAAUGAGAUCGGAAAAAUCAUACUACGAUUCACUUUACCUGGUGUAAGAAAUUCAAUUGCUGCUCAAGUCAGCCUCAUCAGGAUUCAGAAUUUUUUAUUACUGAGUGAACACCCUUGUACAAGCUCUCCAGGAAAUGAUGGAGAAAGUGUGACGCCUGCUGAUUGUAUGGUUGAUAUUGACAACGUGUCCGCUAAAUGGGACCAGGAGCAGGAACAACAAACAUUGAAGAAUGUGUCUGCCAAAGUUGAACCUGGCAAGUUGUUGGCUGUGAUAGGCCCAGUUGGAGCUGGCAAGUCUUCUUUGCUGAUGGCAAUAUUACAGGAGCUUCCAAGCUCCCAGGGGCAGAUCACUCUGAAAGGGCGUGUAGCGUAUGUAUCGCAGCUUCCAUGGGUGUUCUCUGCUACCCUUCGACAAAACAUAACGUUCGGGAACAAGUACGAGAAAGCAAAGUAUGACCGCAUUAUAAAGGCUUGUGCUCUCAAUAAGGAUAUAGCCAUCAUGCCCCACCGUGACCUGACCCUGAUUGGUGACCGGGGAAUAAGCCUGAGUGGGGGUCAAAAGGCAAGGGUAAGCCUCGCCAGGGCCCUGUACAUGGACGCGGAUGUGUACCUGCUAGAUGAUCCGCUCAGUGCUGUUGAUACUGCAGUGGGCAGGCACUUAUUUGAAAAUGUAGUUCAGGGGUAUUUGAAGACGAAACCAAGAAUUCUAGUCACGCAUCAACUUCAAUAUUUAAAAGAGGCAGAGCAAAUACUUAUCAUGAAAGAGGGAGAGAUGAUAGGAAGAGGCACUUUCCAAGAACUGUCCAAAUCAGGAAUAGAUUUCUCCUCCCUUUUAAAACAUGAGGAAGACGAACUUGAGGAAAUUCACUCAGAUCCAGGCUUAGUUGGCAUCCAGGCGGUACAGCGCAAACGUUCCAGUUGCACUCAAAGCAAGUCAAAUAGCAAGCUGUCUGUCUCCGAUGACCAGCAGUCAAAUGAUCAGAAAGGCUGGAUUCAUGUUCCAGAAAUUCUCUGCAUGAGUCUUGUAAGGGCUCUGUGGUAUCACUGGAAUCCGUUGGGGCUGAAUCUGAUGUCUAAUCAAGAAGAAGCUCACUAUGCAGCCAUUGAAAAACAUGCAAGUCUAGUUGCCGAUGGUUAUAAUGUCACCAACGUUACCAUUCCGAAAGUGGACGCCAACUUUAACAUUGCAGUCUACAGUGGAAUUAUGGUUGCAAUGUUUCUGUUUGGCAUUCUGCGGGCUCUAAUGUUCUUUAAGAUCACAAUUGACGCCUCGCAAGCUCUACACAAUACAAUGUUUACCAGCAUACUACGAUCACAUAUUGGAUUUUUUGACAAAAACCCUGUAGGUCGUAUACUGAACCGAUUUUCCAAGGAUAUUGGCAAUAUGGACGACCAUCUUCCACACACGUUCUUUGAUUUCACACAGUGCGCACUUCUUAUUCUGGGUGUUGUAUGCGUGGCUGGGGCCGUAAACCCGUGGGCGUUUCUGGUAGUAGGCCCGUUGAUUGUACUGUUCGUGUUUAUAAGGCGAUACUACAUACGCACUUCGAGGGAUAUAAAGCGACUGGUUGCAACAACACGAAGUCCAGUAUUCUCCCACCUGAGUGCCAGUCUGCAGGGUCUUCAUACAAUUCGGGCUUUCGGGGUCCAGAAGACAUUCAUCGAGGAAUUUGACGCGCACCAGGACCUGCAUACAGAGCCAUUGUUCCUAUCUUUCGCAUCGUCCAGAUGGCUCGCUAUACGUCUAGACUGGUUGUGUUUCGUGUUUGCGAGUGCCGUCUCGUUCUGCUGCGUUUUGACUGCUGAUUAUCUGAACGCUGGCCUAGUUGGCCUAUCUAUGACGUAUGCCAUUACCAUAAUGGGCAUGUUCCAGUGGGGUGUCAGGCAGAGUGUAGAGGUCGAAAACCAGAUGAUCGCAGUGGAGAGGGUGAUUGAUUAUGCAAGGCUACCUUCGGAGGCCCCACUAGAGAUCUCCGACGACCACAAGCCGCCCCCGUCCUGGCCUCAAAAUGGCGCAAUCACUUUAAAGAAUGCUUGUCUAAAAUACUCUUCGGAGGAACCAACAGUGCUGAAUAACCUCUCCUUUACUAUCAAGGCACGCGAAAAGAUAGGAAUAGUUGGGCGCACAGGAGCUGGAAAAAGCUCUCUGAUCACAAUGUUGUUCCGCUUGGUUGAGCCGACGGGUCAGAUCAUGAUAGACGGCGUUAAUAUACAAGAGAUUGGACUGCAUGAGCUACGAAAACAUAUCUCCAUUAUUCCGCAGGACCCAGUUUUAUUCAAAGGAUCCCUGAGAAGGAACCUUGACCCCUUCGGUAACCAUAGCGAUGAUGCACUGUGGCAGGCAAUAGAAGAGGUCCAGCUAAAGCAUGCCAUAGAUGAGCUCCCCAAAGGCCUAGAAUCGUCUGUGUCGGAGGGCGGAGUAAAUUUCUCCGUGGGUCAGCGUCAGCUUAUUUGUCUUGCGCGCGCAAUUCUCGGCAACAAUAAGAUCCUUAUGAUCGACGAGGCUACGGCGAAUGUCGAUACCAGGACAGAUGCAUUGAUCCAGCAGACCAUCCGGGACAAGUUUCGAGGAUGUACAGUCCUUACCAUCGCUCACCGCCUUCACACAAUAAUGGACUCCGACAAGCUUCUUGUAUUAGAAGAUGGGAAGAUUGAGGAAUUUGAUUCCCCAUACAUGCUGUUGAAAAGGGAAGAUGGGUUAUUAAAACGUCUCGUUGAACAGACAGGAAGAGCAGAGACCGCUCGCCUCGUGGAAAUAGCAAGAACGGCGUUUGAGACGCACAACAACACGCAUGUUGACGAUGAAAGCUUGGGAGCAAAUCCGGUGGUAAUAAAAAGGCCAAUUUUGGAACAUGACGUCUCCGAUGAGCAGCCUACGAGAGAGGAACAGCAGUCAGCAUCAGAAAGCUCAGAUAGUGAAGAUGAAAAGCAAGGUCUUCUGACUGAGGCAAAGAAAGACUAAUAACGUAAUCAGUACGUCCGUAUAAUUAUAUAGAAUCACUUGACCUACUUGAAUCUUACUGAUUCUUGUCCUAAUCCAAAAAUCAGAACUAUGUGUUGUAAAUCAAUAGAUAAUGUUGAUGCCAGGGCACCUGCUAACACCAUUACUAUUAACCUUUUUUCCUAGGUCACCAUUGUUUACUAAAGCCCCAGAAUUAAAUCAAACAUUCAGACUAGAUAUAAAUGCUAACGGGUCUAGAAAAGGAUGCGCAUAUAGACGGACAGUUACUGCACUUGCUUUAGAGAUGAGUUCAUUAAGUUACUCAGUUGCAUUUGUUAUUGAGCAACAUUGAAACAAAAUACAUUGAAACAAAAUACACUUAUCGUGAUAUUACUCAUGGAUUUUGUUCUUAAUAUUUUGGUUUUUCAAAACAAUAGUUGUACAUGAUCUUUAAAUUUACGAGUGUUUGUUGAAGAUUUUAUACUUUAAUAUUUUUUCUUCUUAAAUGUUUCACUUUGUGUGUGUGUGUGCGUGUGUGUGUGUGUGUGUGCGUGCGUUUAAUGUUUGUGAUAUUUAGGCAUGAUAUUUGUUUUAAUUUAUUUUACUAAAUGAAUUAAAAUGAACUAAAAGAAGGAACUUGAAGUGAUACUGCACAACAGAUCAACCAACCAAAAAAUUAUUACCUACUUCUCCAGUUGUAGACGAGAUCAUUGUCCCUUGCCAACCACACGUGCGUAUCUGAAGCUCAUAGAUACAGCAGUACAAUACAAUAUAUUUUAAUAUUUUUAAUUAUAAUAUCAAUAAAAAAAUGAGUUGUUAACUAAUUAACAACGGCUCAAUUAAGACAAUACGUACAAAAGUUUGUUCAAUAAAAUGAUAGCAAUUCGUUUAGUAAACGGUAAAUUCGUUGUGAUCUGUUCAGGCUGUAAUCGAUUCAUUUAUUCUGCUAAAGAUUCGUUUUGUGAAAAAACAUCAUAUACAGUGGAAACAUUUUAGAAAAUCUGGUGUAAUGCUUUGUUAUGUUUAUUUUCUUUAUUAUACACAUGUAUUGUAACUUUCAAAUGUUUAAUCAUUCAAAUAAUCC
Messenger RNA from Mya arenaria, 5575 nucleotides. RefSeq names its product ATP-binding cassette sub-family C member 4-like. Gene Ontology annotation, biological process: transmembrane transport. Gene Ontology annotation, cellular component: plasma membrane. The transcript has 26 exons. The coding region runs from base 487 to 4512 and encodes 1341 amino acids. Gene Ontology annotation, molecular function: ATP binding; ATP hydrolysis activity; ABC-type transporter activity. Lineage: Eukaryota; Metazoa; Mollusca; Bivalvia; Myida; Myidae. The record is from RefSeq and is a predicted model, not a curated record.